Molecule: messenger RNA, 1450 nt
Organism: Bombyx mandarina (wild silkworm)
Lineage: Eukaryota; Metazoa; Arthropoda; Insecta; Lepidoptera; Bombycidae
Product: WD repeat-containing protein 13
Cellular component (GO): nucleus
Molecular function (GO): promoter-specific chromatin binding; protein binding
Source: RefSeq, a predicted model, not a curated record
GCUUGACAUAGUGUGUACGUUUUACUAAAAAAACAUUAAAAGAAAUAGUGGUAUAGUUGUAAAACAUUCAAUGAGAUAUGGCGGCUGCAUUUCAGCAGCAGAUCUUCGCUUUAGAUGCCCGAUUUAAUGCUUACAGAGCACCAAACAAUCCUAACUUUAAAAUCCUGUACAUACGCAGACGAAGUCAACUUCUUAGAGAAAAUGCCAAGUUUAAGGAUAUUGACACAAUUAAGAAAUACUUGAACGUGCGGAGUCAGUUACUGCAGCGUCGUUAUGGAGUCCAAGACAACAUCUCAAUCAGCUCUUCAUCUUCUAGACAAAGAUCCAGCAGUAAAGUCAACAUAUCUGUUGAAGAGUCUCCUACAAAAAGGAAGAACGACAUGACAAUAUCAGAGAACUAUGCCUUUACAGGAGUACAUCACAUAUUUGACCAGCACACAGAGCAAGUGAGUGUCGUGAAGUUCGCGAACAACGACCGCUCGAAGCUGUGUUGCGCCUCAGACGACGGGACCGUAUCCAUAUGUGACGUCACAGCGACGCCGCCGCGCGUCAGCGUCAUCCUCGACGGACACACCAAAGCCGUCACUGGGUGCGACUGGUCGGCGUCUAAUGAGCUGCUGGUGACGUGCGGGCUGGACGGCGCGCUGUGUCUGUGGGACGCGGGGCGGCGCCGCAAGCUGCGCGAGGUGCUCGACCAGCUGGCCGCGCCUCUGCUCUGCUGCGUGUUCCAGCCCGCCAACAACAACAUGGUCAUUGCGGGCAACGCUAAGGGUAUGGUCGAAGUAUUGAACAUUUCUACUGGAAUAUAUCCAAGGGGUGGAAGUAGUAUCGUAGGGGGUAGAGUGACCGCCAUAGCUUGUGAAUCCAGUGGCAGGAUGUUCUGGGCGGCGAAUGAUAAGGGCGUGAUCGUGAGCUACCGGCUGGAGGGCGCGGGCGGGUCCGUGAGCAAGUUGCGUCGCUGCAGCGUGGGGGGCGCCGUGUCGUGCCUCAGCUGGAGUCCCUGGCUCGCGCGCCACCCCGCGCUGCUCGUCAGUGCGGCCGACGACUCUCUCUGCUUGUUCAGAAUCGCGGACCGCGAGGGCGCGCUGGUGCUGAAGAAACGUUUCGAGGUGCCUCACCGCGGGCGCGGCGUGCGCUCCACGUUCUGCCCCAUCAUGUCGUUCCGGCGCGGCGUGUGCGUGGUCUCCGGCAGCGAGGACUGCUGCGUCUACUUCCUCGACAUCGAGGGACGCGCCGAGCAGCCGGUCGUCAAUAAGCUCCAAGGACACGCGGCCCCCGUGCUCGGGGUCAGCUUCAGCUACGACGAGAGCCUCCUGGCGACCAGUGACGUCACAGGUCUCGUCAUUAUCUGGCGACGGGGCACCGUGUGAAGCGAUCUUAACCUAACCUAAAUAAGGAUUAUUAAAAUUAAUAUUUUAUAUUAAAAAUAGUUUAAAAAAAAAAACAAAAA